This is a messenger RNA of Musca domestica (house fly), 1718 nucleotides long. RefSeq names its product UV excision repair protein RAD23 homolog B. NCBI's taxonomy places the organism in Eukaryota, Metazoa, Arthropoda, Insecta, Diptera, Muscidae. The transcript has a single exon. Gene Ontology annotation, molecular function: polyubiquitin modification-dependent protein binding; proteasome binding; damaged DNA binding. Gene Ontology annotation, cellular component: cytosol; nucleoplasm. The record is from RefSeq and is a predicted model, not a curated record. Gene Ontology annotation, biological process: nucleotide-excision repair; proteasome-mediated ubiquitin-dependent protein catabolic process. Bases 295 to 1455 code for a protein of 386 amino acids.
UGUCAAAAACAUAUGUUCGACGAAACAAUUGCUGACACAUCGUCGUCCCUAUUUUAAAGCUGCCGUCAUAUUUGUUUGUGUGUGCGAAAAUUCUUUCGGAAAAGCAAGCAAGAGCAAGAAUAUAAGAAGUAAAACAUUAAUUGCAAUUUUGGGCACGGCAUAUUUGUGCAAAACAACAAAAACACACAGCAAACAAAAGCCGAUUAUCGAAAUAAGGAAUUUAUUCGCUCCACGACAUUUGUGCAAAAACACAAGAGGAAGAAAAACGAUUGCCCAGAUUAUUUGAGAAGAAUCAUGAAAUUGACCAUCAAAACACUCGACCAGAAAACAUUCUAUGUGGAAUUCGAUGAAACGAAAACCGUAUGGGACUUGAAGGCACAAAUUGUGCCCGAAGUCGGUGUCCAGCCGGAAUUGCAAGUAGUCGUGUAUGCCGGACGUGUGCUGGACAAUGAUCAGGUCCUGAAAACGUAUAGUAUUGAUGAGCGUAAAUUUUUGGUCGUAAUGGCCAAGAAGGUGCCUCAACCGGCUGCGGCAGCUACCAAGGAACCGGAACAAGAAACAACUAAACCGGCUACAAAAACUAGUGAACAGAGUGCCAGUGGUGCAGCGACAUCAACCCCGGCUGCUGCCGCAACCGCUGCCACACAACCAAAGACUGAAGACAAACCUAAAGAAAUGGACACAACACCGGCAGCAACGGGUGCAACAACUACCACCAGCACAACAUCAUCGACAGCCGGCAGCGAAAGUACCCCAGCAGCCCGAGAGUCGUCCAGUGCUGCCAGCAAUAUAUUGGGUGUCAUGGAUGUGUCACCCACCGCUGCUGCCAAUGAAUCAAUGGUUCGUGAAAUCAUGAGCAUGGGUUACCCCGAAUCAGAUGUACGCCGAGCUCUUUUGGCCAGUUUUAAUAAUCCCGAUAGGGCCAUUGAAUACUUGAUUGAAGGCAUUCCCGAUAUACCGGAUAUAAUGGGCACCACACCACCCUCUAUACCCACAGUUAAUCCUCCAAGCGGCGGAGCUGGUUCGGGUGGAGCCAAUCCCUUGAAUUUCUUGCGUGAAGAUCCUCGUUUCAAUCAAAUGCGCCGAGUCAUCCGACAACGUCCGGAAUUGUUGAGCAGUGUCUUGGCCCGAAUUGGUGAAACUAAUCCAGCCUUGUUGGCAGUUAUUCGCGAAAAUCAAGAUGAGUUUGUGGCCAUGCUCAAUGAAGAAGUCAGCGGCGGCGGUGGUGGCGGCGGCAGCGGAGUUGGCGGAGACGCCAGUGAAUCUCUUGGCGGUGUUGGUUCCGAGCCUAGAGAGGAUGUUGUGGAAAUAAUCCUAACCGAAGAGGAAAAACAAGCUGUAGAUCGUUUGGUUGCCUUAGGAUUCCCACGAGAAAUUGUUCUUCAGGCCUACAUAGCCUGUGAAAAGAACGAAGAACAGACAGCCGAUUUCUUGUGUCGACAUAUGGAGGAUUAAGGGAAGACGUACACAAAUGACGGAGAAUCAGAAAGGGACGAUUGGUACAGAUUACAAGGAGCAGAGAUUGAAGUGGAAGUCGAAGGAAAUAAAUGCAUUAAUUUAUAAUAAUCCAUAUUCUUACAUUUGUUGUAAACUCUAGAAUAUAGAUCAAAAGAAAUGUUUGAACACAAUAUUAUAAUUAUAAAAAAAACGAAACAAAACAAACCCUAAAAAAUCUUAAUAAUUCUCGAGAUUAAAUUUAAAAUAUACAAAUGAAAACA